Molecule: messenger RNA, 744 nt
Organism: Kockovaella imperatae
Lineage: Eukaryota; Fungi; Basidiomycota; Tremellomycetes; Tremellales; Cuniculitremaceae
Exons: 2
Coding region: 1-744 (247 amino acids)
Biological process (GO): cristae formation
Cellular component (GO): MICOS complex; mitochondrial crista junction
Source: RefSeq, a predicted model, not a curated record
AUGGCUGGUUAUGUGCUUGGGACAGGCUCUGGACUCCUAGCGGCUGCCGCGGUCUACUAUACUUUGUCCACGUCUCUGCGUCAGGCGACUGACUCAUUACAGAAUGACUUGCACCGUUCCACGGCCCUGUUGAGCGAUUCCUUUGACCCUCAAACUCCUCCAGCCCCAUCCUCCUAUGUGGGACCUUCUUACCCUUACACACCACGCUUCACGGACACACUCCGAUCACGAUGGAAUGUAGCCAUUUCCAGAGCAUUUGACGGCGUCCGAGAGACGGACUGGGCAGCCAUGGGUCUAGUCGUAGUGGACGAAACUGGCAAGGUUGUCAAACGUCUAUCUACCCAAUUGCAAAAUUCGGAAACUGGUCAAGCCGUCGCCAAAGCUACGCCGACCAGUGAAUCCGUAUCGAGAGCAGCGGAUAGAGUUUCUGAGAAGGCUCAUCGCAUGGUCGACGAUAUCUCAUCAACGGCGCAAAAGGAAGCGUCCUCCGUAUCUCACGGCCUCAAGUCUUUAUGGCCUAAACUUACAGGAGCGGUCCAGGAGGUGGAAAAGGAAGCAGGAGUCGUCAGUGAUGAGGUGAAGAAGCUGGUACACAAGGGGGAGCUUGAGGCGCAAGAGCUAGAUCGGUUAGGCGCAGGAGUAGUGGGAGGAAACAUCCGCGAGGAGAGUUUUACGGGAGGUACUGGAAGAUGGGUCAGGGCAAAAAGACAGGUCGAGGGACAUUUAGAGGGACGCCUGGUGUGA